Messenger RNA from Ahaetulla prasina, 7058 nucleotides. It is a transcript of the gene MCMDC2, whose product is annotated as minichromosome maintenance domain containing 2. The record is from RefSeq and is a predicted model, not a curated record. NCBI's taxonomy places the organism in Eukaryota, Metazoa, Chordata, Lepidosauria, Squamata, Colubridae. Gene Ontology annotation, molecular function: ATP binding; DNA binding; single-stranded DNA helicase activity. The transcript is spliced from 13 exons. Gene Ontology annotation, biological process: double-strand break repair via break-induced replication. The coding region runs from base 4394 to 6463 and encodes 689 amino acids.
UUCAAAACAGUCUCUUUAUGAAAUUUGAAUAGUGAAUACUUUUUCUUGGCUUUAACAGCCUCUGGUUGAAUAUAGUUGUCCCAUUCAAAAUAAAAGGAUGAAAAUAUUUGAGACAAUCAACAUAAAUUGUAAUAUUGUUACUGUUUAUUUUUCUCACUAAUAAAUGGAAUUAAUAUUGACUAAGAAAAUGCAAGUAAUAUCUUAAAAAUACAAAUUAAAUAUAUAUUUAAGUUAAUAAAAUAUAUAUUUAAGUUAAUAUAUUUAAGUUAAGUGUUACUUCAGGAAAUCUGAUUAGAAUAACGCUAAAAAAUGGUAACCUAUGAAGAUUUUUAACAAGGUGAUGUACUGUUUAUACUCUAUUAUUACACUGAUUAACAGUCUGACCUUAGCAAACAAAAUACAGGUAGUCCUUAACUUACGACCCCAAUUGAACCCAGAAUUUCUGUUGUUAAGUGAGAAACGUGUUAAGUGAGUUUUGCUCCAUUUUUUGACCUUUCUUGCCACAGUUGUUAAGUGAAUCACUGCAGUUGUUAAGUUAUUAACACAGUUUUUAAGUGAAUCUGGGUUUCCUAUUGACUUUGUCAGAAGGUCACAAAAGAUGAUCACAUGACCCCGGGAUAAUUUGCCAAGUGUCUGAAUUUUGAUCAUGUGACCAUAAGGAUACUGCAACAAUUGUAAAUGAAAAAUGAUCAUGUCACUUUUUUCAAUGCUGUUGUUUCUUUCAAUGGUCACUAAAUGAGCUGUUGUAAGAUGAACACUACCUGUAACGUAUAGUAUAUAUACUGCUCAAAAAAAUAAAGGGAACACCUAAACAACACAAUGUACUGUAUUUAAUAAGAAUAUUUCAUUCCUUCAGAUCUAGGAUGUCUUACAGUAUUUUUGUGUUCCCUUUAUUUUUUUGAGCAGUGUAUAUAUAUAUAUAUAUAUACAAACACAAUUGAAAUAUCCAAACCAAAGCCCACUUUUAUCUUCACCAAAGCAUUCUUCAUUGGAAUCUUAACUCUUAAAGAGUCCAGUAAACUCAUUUUAAUCAGUUAGGUUCCUCAUACAAGAUCCAGUUUUCUCACACAAAUCACAUAUCAAAUGAAGUAGCUAGUCAGGUUCAUAAAACCUUGGGGAAUAUAGAUUAUGUGGAUCAAUUUCAAACGUAUUACUGGUCUGGUUUGGGUAGCAAAAUUGCCUUGAUCAUCCAACAGAUUACCUCUACCAUGUGAGUAUAACUUUAUUGAUCCUCCUGGAUCACUUAGCAAAUAUAUGAAGCCAUUUAGUAAAGUUGUAUUGGGUGCCAUCAGUAUGCUUACACCAGUGGUGGGUUGCUCCUGGUUCACUCCGGUUCUGGAGAGCCGGUAUUAAUGGCUAGCUGGCCAUGUCCCCAAACAGGCUCCCCGAUCAUCAGAGGUUUGUUUGUUUUUAGUUUUAAAAGAAUCUUUUCUGCAGCCAAAAAAAGGCUUUUAAAAGUUUAAAAAAAAACCAACCCUCUGAUGAUCGCGUGGCUGAGCAAGGAUCAUCAGACCCUUUAAUUUAUUUAUUUUUUACAACAUCUUCAGCCGAAGAGAUUUUUAAAAUAAAAGGUUUUAAAAGGCUCCUCUGGCAGUCCCAGCUGAGUUAAGAGCUUCUGGGCUGCAAUUAGGCAACUUCAACUGGGAUUGUCAGAGGAGCCUUUUAAAAUCUUUUUUUCCUCUGGCCCACCCAAUCCCCCUCUCCUCACUUACCUCACUACAUUUUCUUUCUGGCUGGCAAAGCCAUGCUUUAUAUCAGCAACUGAAUCUGCCUGCCUGGAAUCCAUCUCCUCAGUGAGCAACUGCUUUGCUGGCUGAGGAACUCUGGGAAUUGAAGUCCACAAAACUUAAAGUUACUAAGGUUGGAGGCCCCUGAUUUAAAAAAUAAAAAUAAAAUAAAAAUAAAAUAUUUGUGCAGCUUUCUGAGAUUUGGUGUGUUUCUGUAGUGUUUCACUCUAACUACACAAACACCCAAAAUCUCACAAAGCUGUAUGUGGCUUUUUGUGUGUGUGUGAGAGAAAGAGUCUGUUGUGUUGUGUGUGUGUAGUGUGAAAGUUGGUUUUUGAGCUUUUUGUGGCUGUGUGAGGUUCCUGCUUGUUGCAGGGGCCAUUUUGGCUGAAGUGCAGCUUCUUUUACAUUGUGUGUUGUGUUGUGUGUGUGUCCCUUCGCAAGGACUUGGAGGCAGCUCCUCUGACGAAAAGAGGAGGCGGCGAAGUUCUGACUGUCCCCCAGGAGAAAUCGCCCUCUCUCUGCAGCAUUGGUCAUGUGACUGAGUGGGCGUGGCCAACUUGAUGUCACUCAUAGCAAGGUGCCGCCCCACCUUGCCCUGAGUGACUUCAAGUUGGCCAUGCCCACUCAAUCACAUGACCACCAAGCCACGCCCACCAAAUAAGCCACGUCCACAAAACCAAUAGUAAAAAAUUUUGGAACCCACCCCUGGCUCACACCAUCAAUAAUAGUAUUCUGCUGAAAUGACAUAUAUUUAGAGUUGGAGUAUGAUGCUAUUCUUCAGUGAUCCUAUUCCAUAUUGCAGACUUGGCAUGAGAAUGUGACUUCAGCAAACUUCUACUAAGCUAUGGUGUCCCAAACAUAUCAAUUUUGCCAAUUUUGUUUAAUUUCUAUAUUAAUCCAUUGAGUGAAUUAAUCAUUGGCUUUGGGAUUAAAAACUGCCUAUAUCCUAAUGAUGCUUAGCCCUUUUUUUUCCUGGCAUCGUAUGUUCACCUAGCGCUUGCAUGGCCUGGUACCAGGCUGUGGCCCAGUGGUUGGGGGACAUGCCAUUUUCUGAAUUUGAUCCAGUGUCUCCCAAAUAUGGUACUCUAAACUAGGCCUAAUGCUCAUGAUGGAGUCUAACCAACACAAAUCAUCAUUGAUUUGGAAACUAUUUGAACUGAUAUAGCCUAAAAUUGCAUUUGCCUUUUUUGUAGUGUGCCCCUGACAAUUCCUACUUAGUUUGUAAUUCACUACUUUUCUAAAAUCUUUAUUAAAGGGGAGUGACUAUAUUGAACACAUGGUAAUGCUUCAGAAACAAUAGUUGUGAAUGGAUAAAAGGCCAGUUAAACUAACAAACCAGUAAUUGUUAAACAUUUUACUAUGAGCGGGGCUAUGUACAUAAGGAGUAUUUGCUUUUUUCCAUAGGUUUGCUUAUAAUGUGGCAUUAAUGCAACAGUAGCUAAACAAUGUCAAUGAAUGUCUCAUGAAUAAACUCAGUGUUUCUCAGCCUGAGCAACUUUAAACUGUGUGGACUUCAACUCCCAGAAUUCCCAAGCCAGUAUGCUAAAUUCCAUACAUCUCAGAUUGAGAGAUCCUGCAUUAACUGAUCUGAGGUAAAUCUUAUGCCUGAAUUUGUCAACACUGAAAAUCUUGUCAAGCACAAGGUUGCUGUAAGGCACUGUGAGACUGGCAAUUGGAUUACCAAGCACAGCGAGUUGGAAAUCUGGUGUUGGGCUUUGGUCCUUUCUGAGGAGAGAGGAAGAUCUGUUCCUGCCGAAUGAAAGCCGAAUGAGGCAGUCUUGCCAGUGGCAGAAAUACAUGAAGGAUAGGAGGGAAGCAGAAAGAAGGCCCAAGGACAAGAAAUAGGCAUAAACCUUUAAGAGAAGAUACAGAAAGUUUAUUAAUGAAAGAGUUACAGUUUGAAUAACAGUGUCCCAUAAUCCAUGCCCCAAGAGAGAUGAGGGGAAUGGGGGGAGACGACAUGUCAACAUCUUUCAUUGGAAUGAUCAUCUAAAGGGGCUUCUGGGUCCAUUUUCAAAAUCCAUUCAGCUUUAUCUUUGUGACGUUACAGGAUUUUUUUUAACAAGUAGAAUUAAACAGAUCCCAGGAAACAUUAAGAGCAUUGUUUCCGUUACCCUACCCAAUAGUUGGAGGUGAUUUUGAUUAUUUUUUUUUAAUUAUGAGAAUGAGUUGAGCUCAACUAUCACUUUACCUCGUUUUAAACCUACCAUUUUUGAGAUCCAUUUAAGUUUUCAAAAUACAAGCUGUUAAUUAACUAAAGCAGUUGAUGAAUCUCUUGUAAUCCCAUUUCACACUUGGCAUGGGUACAGCAUCUAUAACUAAAUUGCUGAUGUGAGGUUACCACAGGUCUCAAAUUAUAGUAAUUCCUUUAUCAACUGUUCUAAGUUACAAUGGCACUGAAAAAAAAUGACUUGCAUGCAGUCCUCACACUUAUGAUCAUUGCAGGAUCAUUGUCACAGGAUUAAAAUUUGGAUGCAAUUCACUUAAGAACCAUCUUGCUUAGCAAUGGAAGUUCUGAUCUCAAUUGUGGUCAUAAAUUGAGGAUUACCUGUAUUCAGGCACACUUGACAAAUAUCAUUAUUCCACAAUUAUAUUUUUUUUAUUUUUCACAGCAACAUACACUUGUAAUCUAAGGAUUGAGUAGAGAAACAAGAUUGGAGUAAAUGAAGUUGGAUCUUCUGAAAAUGAAAGAAGCUGCUUUAAUUUAUCUUGACAGGAGUGGUGGUCUUCAGAAAUUUGUUAAUGACUGCAAAUUAUAUUGUAAUGAAUCUAGCCAAGCUUGUGCUGUUUUCCGGUUUCUAAUAUUGGUAAACCCAUCUGAUAUUACUGAGUUGGAUGCUACCCUUGGAAAUUAUAUUUUGCAUCAACCUGUGAAGGGUACUCAGAUUUUUCAGUCAGUGUGUUUUACUGCAGUUAAAACAUUGUCAUUAAUUCAACAAAUAGAGACUGAAGCUCAGAUGAACAUAGUUCUGAAACUAACACACUUACCUUCCUUACCCUGUUACGUUCUCAGUCUUUGCAAAUUUCCAUUUGAUUAUAAUACUCGGAGGUUUUAUGUAGCAGAGGGAAUAGUGAUUGCUAUGAGUAUCAUAACGAAGUAUACACAGGGAGCAAAAUUUGUUUGUUCUGAAGAUACAUGUCAAUUUUCUGAAGGGUUUCAGUAUAUAAGAGUACAUACUGCUGGAGCUACAGAAUCUGCAACACUAAGAAAUGAUUUUGUAUGCAGCUUAUGUAUGUCACCACUGAAAGAAGACAAGAAAUAUAGAGUACUUGGUGAUAAACAAAUGAUUGAAAUGAUUGACUCUAAAGCAGUUAGUGUAUUUCAGGGAUUUUCUGGAAGUAAAACACAUUUCAGAUUUCAAUCAUUUACAGUGUUUCUAAGAGAUGAAUUAUCCAAUGAAAUGAAAAUGGGAAAUCAAUAUAAAGUUAUAGGAAUUCCUAUCUGUAUGCAAAACUGCUUACAAGCCACAAUUUGUCUUGAAGCUAACAGCAUAUAUCCUUCUAAUUCUACAGGGCCUUCUUGUAUCAGUGAAAAAUUUAAGUACCUGCUUUCUUUGACUUCAAAUUCAUGUUGGAAAUUUACAGCACUUCUGGUCGAUAGCUUUGCUUCAAACAUCCUUCCAUCUGGCAUUUAUAAUAUUCUGAAAUUGUCCAUAAUGUUGAGCUUAGUACAGACAAUUGAUGGAGAUGAUAAAACAGCAGACUACUUAGAUCUUCUGGUAAUAACAAAUGAUUCUCUUAUACUGGAGAGAAUUAUGAAUUAUAGUAUAUGUCUUGUGCCUCGAGGCAUUCGGCACUUUCCAUCUGGUGAAGUUUUUCCAACUGUAUCAAAAGAUAAACAUGGGACUGGAAGUGCUAUUAUUCAGGCUGGUACUGCUUUAAUGGCUAAAAAUGGAAUAUGCUUCAUUGGAGAGCUGACUUCAUAUAAGAAAGAGAAACUUGAACAACUACAAGCAGUACUAGAGAGCAGGACAAUUACUAAAUUCAUUCCAGGAAAGAAAUAUGGAGAAACUAGUGAUCAGCAAAUUGCUUUUCCAAUUCAAACAAGUUUCUGGUCAUUUAUUCAUGUGGAUUCAUCUUUAAAAAAGCAUAUACAACUGGAUAAUACUGUAAUUGGCCAGUUGGACUUAAGCUUGAUUUCAGCUACUCUUAUAGAUGCAUUUGGACUUUUGAUAUACUGCAAUGAAGCAUCAUGUUGUCAGUCUCCAUUUCCUGUUACGAAUUUCAUUUUUAAAAAAUCUAUUAAUUCAGAAGAGAUUUAUACCCAACAGUUGCAAACCCAAGAUUAUGAGGAAUUUCUUGCUUUUUCAAAGAAUUUGCAUGUAGAAUUAUGUCCAGAAUCAGAAAGAUUAAUUCAUGGCUACUAUCUAGCAAGUCGAAGAGUCAGAACACAGCUCAUGAAUGGACCUAAUCUCUCAGCAACUUCACUAAAAAUCUUGAUAUUUAACUCUAGCAAUUUUUCAAACAACGACUUUAUAAUUUGCUUUUGCAAAUUUAUACUCAAAAACAAAUUCCUAGACAUUUUUAAAAUGUUAAUUAAUUUAAAGAUUAAUUUUCUUUACACAGGUGCUUCUGUAUUUUGUGUGGCUCCUAAUGCACUUUUUCCAUUUGAACUCAAUUCCGAGAACUCCCUGAAUCAAAGGGAUAUUUACUUGAUGGAGUACCACCAACAAUUGAAACAGUUUGUUGCUACAUAUGGGCCUGUGACACAUGUUCUCAGCAGUGAGAUUUAACAAUACACAAUACUGAAUCCAAUUCUCAGGAAAAUUAAUUCAUUCAUCUAGCCUAUCUUUGCCCUUCCAAGUUAUGUUAUAGAAUACAUUAAUGCUGUAAUAACUCAAUUAAUGCUGUAAUGCAGGGAUGUCAAACUCGAUUUCAUUGAGGGCCGCAUCAGGGUUGUGUUUGACUUCAGGGGGCCAGUGAGCGUGGCCAGGGUGGGCAUUGUCAGCUCGACAUCACUUGCGUCGGGGGCACCUAUGGUGGCCCAAGCGCUUUGCCAGAGAAACUAGUCUCUCCUCCUGCAACCCUCUGCCAUCGUGUGGCCCUCCUGACCACCGUUUUCGCUGGCAGAGGCACUGCGGGCCUGUUCUUCACUGUUUCCAGGGUGGCACUGCAGGCCAGAUCUAAGCACCCAUGGACUGGAUCCGGCCCCUGGGCCUUGAGUUUGACACCCCUGCUGUAAUGUUGCAAAUUUAACCUUUUAAAAAAAAAGUCUUGUAUUUCAGCUAAAGCUAACAUUCUAUUCUUGCUGAACAGUAGUAGUUUUUUUCCCUAUAUCUUAUUUGGAUUUUUCUUAUUUUGAAUGUUAUAACAAGCAUAGGAAAAUAG